GCCCUGAGUCCCUUUGAAUGUGGAUGUGUGUCAUCUGAUUCGUCUUUCACGGCCCCAGCAUGUGCUCUACAAAUGGGAUGCACUCAAGUUAUUGAACAGUGAGGGGUGGAGGGGGGAGAAGGAAAGCAAGGGAUGCUUGGAGAUGGUCCCCUCCGGGGCAGAUAGAGGAAGAUGGACCCUUAGUGAGACCACGCGCAGAACAGGCUGGGUGAGCCACUUCCGUCCCUGAUGUCCACAGAGGCAGCUUCCUCUCUAGUGCUGGGCGAGUGUGCCAUAGGGUAUGGCUUCAGCACUGAGCUUGUAAACUGACCUACCUUGAAGUAGGCCACCAAGCCAAGGGCGUCUGGACCAGGAAUGACAAACAAAUGGCACCAUUCCCCCACCCUCAGGGUGGACAUUGUUCAUCAACGGCCUGGCCCCAGUGAGGCCCAUGGGCCUUCCUGACGCAGCCUUCCAGACCAUCCUGCUAGUCCAUGGAGAUAGCAGAUAUGCUGCAAGCUUUCUGAUCCUGAGUCUGCACUUGUCCUCGGCACCAUAGCCUGUGACCGUAAGAGAAUAGACUGUCCGGGGGCUUUGUCAACAAGCACGAUGUUCCUUAGUCUCAUGGGCUCUUGGCUAAGGAAAGAGCCCCAGGGUCAUGUCUUCUACCUCCACCUUAGGCAGGAUUCACCCUUGGGGCACCCCCGGAAGGCGCUUGUGAGCUGGAAGCUAAUUGCUCUGCAAAGUGAUGCAGUUGUUUAUGGAAUUUUUUUUUUUAACAGAACAGAGAUCUGUCUCCUUGCAACUCUGCCCGCUAUUUCUGAUACAAGUUUACUCACUGCUCCACCUGACAGCCCUUUUGAUAUUUUGAUAUUCGAAGGGAAUGAUCAUAUUCUCAAAGUCUUCUGAUCUUUAGCCAGAACAUCCUUCAGUUAUCUUCACAUGUUGGGAGUUUCUCACUCAUCACCAUCCUCAUCACCCUCCUUGAGAUGUUUGCUCAUUUGUCACUUUCUGUUCAGCCAGCGGCUGUUACACAUCAGGCCCCAUCCCAGGUGCUAGAGACAUAGCAGUGAAUGAGGCAGACUUCGCAGUCUGCAGGGGAGUUCAGAGUCCUCUUACUGUGUGGAUCCAGUUUAAAGGGAUGUGACUGUGGCUGAGACUGGUGCCUGGCAUGGAUUCGUUCAUGAGUCCAGGGCUCUGUUUUCUGUGGUGGCUCCAAGAGAGUGCACGGUCCCUGCUGAUUGAAAGAAGGAUGAAGGGCAGAAGAGGGGCGGGGAGCUGUGUGCCCUAAGAUCUCAUUGCCUUUUUAUGCCGAUUAACAUGCUUUUAGCCCCUACUGAGCUUAUAGUUAACAGAAGUUUCCAGGUCUUUCUUCACCUGAACUGUGUCUAAAACAAGUUCCCUCCACCUUCUAUAUUUAUACGCUUGAUUUUUAAAACCUAAAUGUUGGGCUUCACAUUUGUUCCUUGUAAAUUUCAUCUGGGUGAUUGCAGUCUACCCUCUGGCCUUUAAAAAUUGUCUGAGCCUUGAUUCGAUCAUGAAACCAGCUUACUCUUCCCCUGUGUGCUGGCCCCAGUUUUCUAACCAGGUGUUGAAUGAACUGGAUGGACUCUGCCAGAUCCCUCCGUGCAAGGCUGGAAUCAGUCCAUUGUUCAACUGUGCCCUUUGGGGCUGUGGUUCAUUUGGCUCUGAUUUUUCCUAUAUGUUCUCUCCUCCAACCCCCAUAGCUCCAUCUUGUCUACAAGAUUCUGUUAGAAGCCGUCAAAAUCCUGCUGACUCGAGAUGCACUGUGCUGCAUGUUUUCCCCGGGCACAGCAGGCUACUAAUCCUGUUACAAAGAGAAGUGCUGUACAUUGCGAGCAGUGCUGGCCCCUGGGACUCACCGCAGCCUUUUCUAAGUGCUUACAGACUCUCUGUUUAAUAAUCCAUUCCAGAAAUUUUCCAGGGCUCAUUGUUGAGCUUGGUGUUUGCAACUUUCAGUGAUCAGCCCUUCUGUCCUUUGUGGGAGCACCAGGACAGAGCAGCCUUUGUCCCUCCCCAGUCUCAGUUCCCUCCCACUGCCCCUGUGGACCUCGAAUGCAGAGCUUAUGCACCUACUGAAGGUCGUGUCAGCACCCAAGGCAGAAUGAGGCUGCCUUGGGAACUAGGGUAAAUUAAAACAGCUUGUGCUGGAGGACCCUUUACAGCAGAUGAAGGCCUGUCCCCAGCCAGAAAAGAUGGAGCACACGCUGGGUGGUGGCCCCGCUUCCUCACUGGAAGGAGAUGGUGCUCUUCUUUUUUCUUUCUGAAUUGUGGCCACCUUCAUACCAGUCUGUCAUGGAACACUUAAGCCGCUUGAGUGCCUGCUGGUACUCCCAGCCCUGCCAUGCCUGAGCCCCCUGCACACAAGGAGCCAGGAGUAAUCAGGGCAGACCCAUUAGGGUACGGGGACUCCUGGAUUGUGAAAUUGGCUCUCUGGGGGCCAAGGCCUUCUAAAGUUGGUGGAAGUGGCUUUGGCUUAUUGGGUCCGAUUCUAGGCCAUUCAUUCCAACCUUUAGAGACAUCCCAGCUUUCCCUAGCCCAGAGUCUGCAACCCCUCCACCAUCCCACAUCCUCCUCCUCCCUUUCCUCAUGAACCCCAGUCACGCCUCUGCCUUCUCAAACCCCUUCACCAUCCCACACCCUCCUCCUCCCUUUCCUCAUGAACCCCAGGUGUGCCUCUGCCUUCUCAUCCCUGCGCAUCACACAGCCUCGCUCGUGCCCGGUGAAUGCUGAGGCUGCUCUGGACAUGGAGUGUGGCCCUGUGGGCAAGGGCUGGGCUCUUGGAGGUAGGGGAGCUACCGGGGCGACUGGGAGGAGGAUGUUGUGUUACACACGCGUCAGAGUUAACUUUGCAGUGAGAGCGGCCUUGCUGCGGCCAAAGAACAUGGAAAAGCAUGAGUGGGGUUAUGUGCCUUAAAGCAUCAGACACUUGGGCCUCGGGCACCAGGAGCCGGCCACAGGGAUGUCUGGGGAAAUGGCGUUCCGUGAGACGCAAGCACACAAGAAUGCACUUGGCACAUCUGGGGAACAGCAGGCAGCUGAUAUCACUGGGCCCACCCCGCACCAGGGAGGAUGGAAGCAGGAUCUCCCAGCGGGUAGAACAGAGCCGGAGCCAGGUGCAGGCCAUUGGAGAGAAGGUCUCCUUGGCCCAGGCCAAGAUUGAGAAGAUCAAGGGCAGCAAGAAGGCCAUCAAGGUGUUCUCCAGUGCCAAGUACCCUGCUCCAGAGCGCCUGCAGGAAUAUGGCUCCAUCUUCACGGGCGCCCAGGACCCUGGCCUGCAGAGACGCUCCCGCCACAGGAUCCAGAGCAAGCACCGCCCCCUGGACGAGCGGGCCCUGCAGGAGAAGCUGAAGUACUUUCCUGUGUGCGUGAGCACCAAGCCGGAGCCCGAGGACGAUGCAGAAGAGGGACUUGGGGGUCUUCCCAGCAACAUCAGCUCUGUCAGCUCCUUGCUGCUCUUCAACACCACCGAGAACCUGUACAAGAAGUAUGUCUUCCUGGACCCCCUGGCUGGUGCUGUAACAAAGACCCAUGUGAUGCUGGGGGCAGAGACAGAGGAGAAGCUGUUUGAUGCCCCCUUGUCCAUCAGCAAGAGAGAGCAGCUGGAACAGCAGGUCCCAGAGAAUUACUUCUAUGUGCCAGACCUGGGCCAGGUGCCUGAGAUCGAUGUUCCAUCUUACCUGCCUGACCUGCCCGGCAUUGCCAAUGACCUCAUGUACAGUGUCGACCUGGGCCCCGGCAUUGCCCCCUCUGCCCCUGGCACCAUUCCAGAACUGCCCACCUUCCACACUGAGGUAGCCGAGCCUCUCAAGGCAGACCUACAAGAUGGGGUACUAACAGCACCCCCACCACCCCCACCGCCCCCACCACCUCCCCCAGCUCCUGAGGUGCUGGCCAGUGCACCCCCACUCCCACCCUCAACCGCGGCCCCUGUAGGCCAAGGCGCCAGGCAGGACGACAGCAGCAGCAUCGCGUCUCCUUCAGUCCAGGGAGCUCCCAGGGAAGUGGUCGACCCCUCCGGUGGCCGGGCCACCCUGCUAGAGUCCAUCCGCCAAGCUGGGGGCAUCGGCAAGGCCAAGCUGCGCAGCGUGAAGGAGCGAAAGCUGGAGAAGAAGAAGCAGAAGGAGCAGGAGCAAGUGAGAGCCACGAGCCAAGGUGGGGACUUGAUGUCGGAUCUCUUCAACAAGCUGGUCAUGAGGCGCAAGGGCAUCUCUGGGAAAGGACCUGGGGCUGGUGAGGGGCCCGGAGGAGCCUUUGCCCGCGUGUCAGACUCCAUCCCUCCUCUGCCGCCACCGCAGCAGCCACAGGCAGAGGAGGACGAGGACGACUGGGAAUCCUAGGGGGCUCCAUGACACCUUCCUCCCCCAGACCCAGACUUGGGCCGUUGCUCUGACAUGGACACAGCCAGGACAAGCUGCUGAGACCUGCUUCCCUGGGAGGGGGUGACGGAACCAGCACUGUGCGGAGACCAGCUUCAAGGAGCGGAAGGCUGGCCUGAGGCCACACAGCUGGAGCGGGGACUUCUGUCUGCCUGUGCUCCAUGGGGGGACGGCUCCAGCCAGCCUGCGCCAGUGUGUUCUUCUCUUCUCUAAAGAGGCUUCCAGAGAAAAUGGCACACCAAUCAAUAAAGAACUGAGCAGAAA
Gorilla gorilla gorilla (western lowland gorilla) is the source of this 4643-nucleotide messenger RNA. Its product is annotated as WAS protein family homolog 2. Gene Ontology annotation, cellular component: early endosome; recycling endosome; WASH complex. The record is from RefSeq and is a predicted model, not a curated record. Gene Ontology annotation, molecular function: gamma-tubulin binding; alpha-tubulin binding; actin binding. NCBI's taxonomy places the organism in Eukaryota, Metazoa, Chordata, Mammalia, Primates, Hominidae. The transcript has 10 exons. The coding region runs from base 2895 to 4340 and encodes 481 amino acids. Gene Ontology annotation, biological process: Arp2/3 complex-mediated actin nucleation; retrograde transport, endosome to Golgi; exocytosis.